GCAGAGCCCGCCCGAGGGCGCAGCCGACCACGCCAGAGGAGGCGGCCGGGCGGCGGGGAACGGCGGGGGCGGAGCGCAGCCUCCCGACGCCGCAGCCUCCCGACGCCGCCGCCUCACCGCCCCCCUCCGCCUCUUCGUCCUCCGCUCGCAGCCGCCGCCUCCGCCUCCGCCAGGCUGAGGAGCCGGGAGUCCGCGGCGCCGGCUCGGGGCUGCGGGAUGGGGAGUUAGCGCCACGGUGGCGGCAGUGGCCGCAGCGCACCCCGCCGCCGCCCAGGAGCCCGUCCAGCCAGGGGUGCCGGGCGCGCCCAGCCCGCCCCGUAGCCAGGCCCGCGGGCGGCGGCGGAGCUGGGCAGGUGGAUGCGGCUGGAAGAUGGCGCCCUUGGGCCCGGGCAGCAGCGCCAGGCGGCGGUGCCGGCGGGUGCUGUACUGGAUCCCGGUGGUGUUCAUCACCCUUCUGCUCGGCUGGUCCUACUACGCCUACGCCAUCCAGUUGUGCAUAGUGUCCAUGGAAAACACUGGCGAACAAGUUGUGUGCCUGAUGGCCUAUCAUCUACUUUUUGCAAUGUUUGUCUGGUCAUACUGGAAAACUAUCUUUACAUUACCAAUGAAUCCUUCAAAAGAAUUCCAUCUCUCUUAUGCAGAGAAAGAUUUGUUGGAGAGAGAGCCAAGAGGAGAAGCCCAUCAGGAAGUUCUUAGGCGAGCAGCCAAGGAUCUUCCCAUCUAUACCAGGACCAUGUCUGGAGCCAUCCGAUACUGUGACAGAUGCCAACUUGUAAAGCCAGAUCGCUGCCAUCACUGCUCCGUCUGUGAUAAAUGUAUUUUGAAGAUGGAUCAUCAUUGCCCAUGGGUGAACAAUUGUGUUGGAUUUUCAAAUUAUAAGUUCUUUCUCCUUUUCUUGGCUUAUUCUCUGCUCUACUGCCUUUUUAUUGCGGCAACAGAUAUACAGUAUUUUAUCAAAUUUUGGACAAAUGGCCUACCUGAUACUCAAGCCAAGUUCCAUAUUAUGUUUUUAUUCUUUGCUGCAGCUAUGUUUUCUGUCAGCUUGUCUUCUCUGUUUGGCUAUCAUUGUUGGCUAGUCAGCAAAAAUAAGUCUACAUUAGAGGCAUUCAGAAGUCCAGUAUUUCGACAUGGAACAGAUAAGAAUGGAUUCAGCUUGGGUUUCAGUAAAAACAUGCGACAAGUUUUUGGUGAUGAGAAGAAGUACUGGUUGCUCCCCAUUUUUUCAAGUCUAGGUGAUGGCUGCUCCUUUCCAACUUGCCUUGUUAACCAGGAUCCUGAACAAGCAUCUACUCCCGCAGGGCUGAAUUCCACAGCUAAAAAUCUCGAAAAUCAUCAGUUUCCUGCAAAGCCAUUGAGAGAGUCCCAGAGCCACCUUCUUACUGAUUCUCAGUCUUGGACGGAGAGCAGCAUAAACCCAGGAAAAUGCAAAGCUGGUAUGAGCAAUCCUGCAUUAACCAUGGAGAAUGAGACUUAACUCCUCAAGCAAGAUAAAUUCAUACUUCAUAAAAGUAUCAAUGCUGUAGAUGGAUGGAAGAGGCUUCCCACAGGAAGGUGCCACCAGUCAGUUGUGCCUAUGUCCCUUUGGCUGGAAAUGCAGAAUAUGAAUUGAUUAGUUCUCUCUAAGCCAUUGCUUAAAAUAUAACGUUUUGGAUCCAAUACACACAUUGUUACAAGUAACACAAAUUCCUAUUAAAUAUUAAAAGUAGUUCUGGUUUAUUAAUCAAUGGGGAAAACAUCUUCUCCGAAAAACUUGGAAUAAAUCCAAGGACCAGUCUUUACCCAAAUAUAUGGGUAGCACAGUUUAUCACAUAGAAACUCCAUUAAUCAUCUGAUUUUCCGAAUCUGAAAAUCGAGACUAUUAAGAUAUUAAGAUUUCAGAGAUUUCAAGUCACAUUAUAAUGAUAAGCGUUAUUCAUAAAACUUGUUACCUUUAAGAAGGUGUAAGUGGCAAACCAUACUUCUUUUUUUUCCUCCGAUGUGAAUCCAGCCUCAGACUGAGUGAACUGUAAUAAUUAUGAAUUCAUUACAGAGUCCAGGUGGCCUGCAGUUGAAGAUCAGCAACCAUUUUUGCCUCACUUAAUUCCAGCCUUUUGUUCUCUGCUGGAAAAUAAGUGUGGACAUUGAAGCUUGAGCUCUCAAAGCAGUUGGCUAGAAUACUUUUGUCAGAAUACAGUACAUUUCUAUUACAUCAGAAAUAUAUUUUCAUUUCUUCUAAUCUUCUUAAAUUGGGAGGAAAUUUACGAUAGCAAUUAUGAAGAUUGUUUUAUGACAUUCUUUUGUCAGUUUGGCUUUCUAAAAAUCUCUUUUUAGAUUAUUUCUCCUGUUGAACAUAGUAAAAAUAUUGAAUUUCUCUUAAGAAUUCCUAAUAGGUCAAUAGAUUUACCCUCCAGUGAUAUCUGUAUUAUUUCUUUCUCGUCUCAUCAAAAUGAUGACAGGUAAACUAUAUUUUUCCUUAAACACCUGUUACGAUUAAAUUAUGCAAAUUAUUAAAUAAAAAUCAUACAACUUUUGGAAAGUUAGUUCAACAUGAACUGAAAUGGCAUGCUGUUUGGAAAUUUAGUUUGAGAUAAACUAAAGUGGUGUGUUUGUUGAUGCCAGAAUGUUCAGCUUCAGUAAAUAUAAUAAGCUCUUGUGCCUUGUAUGCGCUAUUUAAAGUUUUUUUUUAUUUGAGUCCAGUAUAAUUUAUGUAAAUGUUAACAAUUAGAAUAAUACUCUGUAUGCUUUUUUGGUACUGAUUUUGAGAAUUUAAAGCAGAUUAUCUUUUAAAACUGGACCAACUAAGUAAUUGGUAAUCAAAGAGAAAAUGGUAAUAAACUUUUCAAAAUCUUUGGUAAACCAAACAUUCAACACAGAAUAAACUAGAAGGCCAGAGGAUAAUGGAAUAAAGGAUCAUUGCAAUUACUUAUCCUUCCUAAAACUAUAGUUUUAUGUUAAUUGUGCUUAUGGAAGAAACAAUGUCAGCCAAGUCCAUUGUGUAGUUUGAGUGCAAUUCUUUAAACAAUAGAAAAAUCUGCAGUCUUUCACAGAUUUGUUUUAAGCUAAAGAGUUUCAUGUGACAAUCUGCUUCAAGAAAUCUCAGAAAAUAGGAUAACAUUUUAACUUUCAUUUUAGAGCACGUUUUGGUCAUUUUUUAAAAUACCUAAAGUGCCAGACUGGAACCUGUAGCUACUGCUAGAAGUCUUAAAACCAACAGCAGCACAGGAUGUAUUAAGAAUUAUAUGAAGUCAGGUUUGUGUUUUUUUCUUCAAAGCACAGUACUGUUAGCUGUUUUUGUGGACAGGAUUCGAUUAAGUAUUCCCUCUUGUCAAACGGGAAGCUAGGGGAAAAAGAGGGAUUUUUAUCCUUUACUCUGCUAGAGUAGUGUUAAUGCCCCUUUCCCGCAGUCUUUUAUAUAAUUAAAUACAUGUCAAUACACAUUAGAAUCAAAUUCGAAAAAGUUCAAACAAUUUCAUUGUUGUAAUUGUUCCCUUUCUGUUUUCAUAUAGUGAAUAACCUUUAAAGGGUUGUUCUGUUUUGUUUUGUUUUGAAUUAUAGGAGUUAUAGUUUUUGGAGAUGAUUGCAUAUCUCAUUAGAUAUGCAAUAUAAAUUUAUCUGAGUGAACAAAGUGCUUAAUAAAUAGAUCUACAUUUUGUACAUAUUUAUAUAAAAUUUACCUUUAAGUAUUUACUUUUAAAAAUUUAAUGGCUUAACUCGAACUCGAAGACACAUAUUUCAACUGUCCUUAUUGUCCAUUAAACUGAUAAUUUUGAUUUUUGUUUUUAUAGAUUUUACUAUAUAGGAAUCAAGAUUUAAGAAAUUUUGCAUUAAAAAUAGUGUACCAAUGCUUCAUAUAUGUUAGUUAUUUGCUAUUAUGUAGGGAAGAGGAUUGUUAUUUCAAAGAUAUAUUAAAGAACAGUUGCAUCUGAAUACAAUCAUGAUGCAUUCAAUGAAGUUCAUAUCCAUGAAUUCACUCCUAAUAUACCCUAAUAAAGUGGUUGAUCACCUUCAUUAUCUGUCUAUAAGAAAUUGCCUUUGCACUGACAAUGUAAAUUAUUUUAAGCAUAAAUUUUCCUAAUAGUUUAUUAGAGCUACUAAUGGCAAAAUUCAUGUCUUCAAUGUGGCCAUAACAUAGGUCUUUGGGGGAGGGGUGGUGAGAAGAUAAGGUAUUCACUUCGUAGUAGUUGAUUCUGAGGACAAUUAGAAACAGACUAUAAAACUCAAGUACACUGUAAUCAAAAGACAACUAUUGGAAACAUGGCAUAUGUUGACAAACUCUUAACUAGGGAAAUCAAAGAUACAAAUCAUGUUUAUAAAAAAUUACGCACGCAAUCAUGUGAUUCAUGCUUCAAGAAAACAUGAAAAAAGUGUUACUCCAUUAUGUUAUAAACUAGCAGAUUUUCCCUAUUUUGAAAUACAUGUAAACGGGCUCGGCUGAUUCUGAAGUCGUACUGUAUCCUUUGGUAUUUACUUAUAUUGUCAAAUACUUGUUUGUAAAAGUGAUGCUUUGAUCAAACAUAGAUACAAACCUCAGAAAAUGGUAAAUGCAAAGCAGUUUACAUUGUAAAUCAUGAAGUUAUCCUCCAGCACAACCAUCCCACCCACAUACCUAGACUACAGAUUCUGAUCUGUGAAUAUUUUGACCAAAGUGACAUUUCAACAAGUGGAUUUUUCACAAAUAACACGUGUUUAAUAUCUUUCUGCAGAAACGUGUUCUCCUAAAGCAGAAAACCACCUGGCUUAAUCCCAAAUGUUUUACACUUCUUUGCCACAUACUUAGCCAGUUCAGCACCGAUUUCCUCUUAUAUGUGGAAGGAGACUAUGUUACAUACCUGAAGUAUUUGUUACUCUUUUACAAAGAUACCACUAGAAUUUUCUCACUUUGCCUUGGUAAAAAUUCCUAGAUUCUACUUUUUAUUGCAAGUGUUAGCAAUUUGAUCUUGUAACGCCAUGAAAAGCAUUAAGUAGAAGCCAACAUUAACCUAGAUUUUACAACUGAGCAAUCUGUUGCCCACCACAUUUCCUUUAGAAUUUAUUACCAAAUGAGCUUAUUUUGUUACAGAACACAGGAAAUUGUUAUACUUUAUAAUGUUGCAAACCAUGCAUUUUCCUUUUCUCUUUUCCAUAAGAUUUAUUUUAUUAUAGUAGUGCCCUGGCUUGUAAACAGUGGACAUCACUGAAAGGAUGAAAUCAAGUAGGCUUGUUUCAAAGAAACUCCUGUCAAUCAACUAUGAAUAUGAAGUAUCUCCCAGAACAAUGUUCAGUGUUUCAGGAGACUCUGAAACAGGGCACCCAUUUUUUUUUCCUUCCUCAAAUACUCUCCUUGAAAUGUGAGCAAAGAACUAUGAUGAUGCAGUCCAGGUAUCUAAUAGCUCAAUCACCAACACCCUCUGAGAAUUGUUCUUAUACCAGCAAAAAGUUCAAAUACAAUAAUCUGGGCAAUGCCAACAGAAAACACUUUUAAUCAUUUGCAGACCUUUGUUGUUGCAGGAAAGUGAGGGCAAAAACAAACUGGUUAAAAAUGUUCAAAAACAGACCUUUUUGAUGUUCAUAGCCAGUAUUCAGUAUUUCUGUAUUGUUUACAAUUGGGGGAAAAUGUGUUAAGGCUAAUCAUCUGAGUGAUUUGAGUAGCAAUUAAACCAAAGGGACACUUUUAAUAAGUUAUUGUAAGCCCUGGUUUAUGGCUAGUUCCCUAUUGCUCAGGAAAAAUAGUACUACUUUAUGGUUUAUGAAAACAACCUAUGAUUUAUGUUGCAUCUUCCAGGGAAGGUUUAACAGGACAAGGAGCUGAAUCCUACCUGAAAUUAGUAAUACUUAAUAUAUUGCUUGUUUGAUGGAUAAAGGUGCUUAAUCAAUUGAAAAAAAAAACGCAUAAUGCUUCAAGGUAAAAUUCUGUUGAUGCUGAAUUUAAAAAGAUACUACGGAAUGCGUCAGUUCUCCUGUUGUAUUUUUCUCAGUUAUGAGAGCAAGGCUAUUUUGUCAGUUUAGAUUUCGUGUCUUUUUCUGUCAGUAUGUAUGGCUCCCUAAAGUGUACUAUUAAAAACAUCUUAAAUGAACUAAUCAAACACUUACUGUGUGAAAACUGAAUACUUUAAAAAGCGACCUAAAUUAUAAACUAAUCUUGGAGUAGCACGUAAAUGUGCUGAAGUUAUUUAAAAAACAUAUACUUAGGCAAGAAGUAGAGGACAGCCCCAGAAUGGCUACAAUGAAUGGAAGAAAAGUCUGUAUUCACACAUAUAGCACAAGAACAAGUUUUUAUUAUACAUGGGUUUUGCAGUGAUACAAGACACCUGCUCACAACUUACAGUAUUAAUUUUUUAGAAAGACAAAACAGGUAUAUGGCAUGAGUGAAACAGUUCCCCAUUAAAAGCACUUAAAACCUAUGACAUGGCUAGUAAGAUGUAAAAUAUUAAGUCCCCUUGGGGUCUUGCAAACUUGUAUUUCCUAACAAUUUGGAAGCCAUGAUGAUAGUCUGAAGCUAAAGGAACUCCAAUUUCUUGGUAUGGUACUAAAGAUUCUUGUCUUUUGGGAGAAAGAGCCAAAACAGAAGGGUGUGACAGCAGUGAAUUUCCCCUCCUAUGACAAUAAAGCAAGAGGGCAGAUAAUAUUCAUGAAUGCUUCUCGUGUACAAAAAAUUCCUCCAUCCCAGGAAGGAGAGUAUUGACCAGUUUAUCUGUAAAAAGAAAAUGAAGAGCAAUUUUGGAGAAAUGUAGCUUGUUCAUUCGCCUACAGACUAUGGCUACAAAGCAAUGAAAUGGACUUCUAAAGAGAAAUUGCUCGAUUGCUUUUAUACUAAACGUUAAAUGUAACUAAUGCUAUAGAAAAGUGUUUAGAACAAAUGGAAAUUGUCUAGUGAUAAUGUACAUGAAUCUUGUUUUCUUGGGACUUUCACUCUAUGGUGACAUUUUUUAACUUUCAAAACCUGAAAUGAAAAUUCUGCAGGGCUUGGAUGUGUACAGUCCUACGUUUCUAUAAUGUCUUAAUAGAAAAAUAAAUGACAGGUAACAUUGUUAUAAAUGAAACUCUCAUAUAAAUUACACCAACAUAGCAAAUGGCAUGUGUGAACAGGCCUUCACUACAAAGCACCGACACAGAAUAAUCAGUAUUUUUCCUAUCUCUUUAUUUAUAAAUUCUAACAAACACAUUUAUUUUAUAGACAUGAGAUAACAUAUGCAUUCAUAAUUUGAUUCCACCUCAGGUUGUCUACCCAGAGGAACCACUGCAUUUGGCAAUGCAGAUGAAAUAGCAAACAGGGCAGAUACAGACCCUUGAGUGUCUUCUAGUAGAGAGGUGGACAAGCCUUUUUUUUUUUUUUUUUUUUUGAAAAGGGCAGGUAGCAAAUAUUAGAGACUAUGCAAGCUAAGACAAAAUGAAGGACAUAACUUAGAUACUCAAGGAAACUUUUCACAAAAUUUUUAUUCUAAAAAUUGAAAACUCAAAAUAUCGAGUACAAUUUUUUUUUUUUUUUUUUUUUUUUUUAGCAAUAGAGGUCUACUAAUGGGAAUAAUGGGAUUUUUUGGCAGGGGACGGGAGGUAACAUUUUGCUCAAUUUGGGCUGAAAGUUGGUAUCCCCUCAUUGGAAUAAAUUGAAAAUGUUAAUCUGUUAAUGCUGAUGUGUAAUGAGAUUUCACAUAUUUCAUCUUUGAAAAUCUUUUCACACAAAUAGUUCAAGGUACUGCUAAAUACUGACACAUCCACCCAUGAGCAUGUCAUUUUAGUUAAGCAUAUUCAUCACUUGUAAGGCAUUUGUAGGAUUCAUCUUUUUGGUAUUUGCCCUUUAGCAUGUCAUUCACUCAAGAUGAUUCAUUUCCAACAGAAGAUUAAGAGGAAACUCUUCAAUUGCAGUUAAAUGCUUUUAAAAUUUAAAAAUUUUCUUUGCACUGCAUCAAGGUCCAGAAAACUGCUACAGGAAAAUAUAUCCACUAAAAAUGGAUUUGGCAAUACAGCGCUCACUGUUUUGACUUCUCAUAGCACAGAAAGUAUAUAAAGCAGCUUGACAAUCUUAUUUAAAUUUUAGUUUUUAUUGAAAUGAAUUUACCAUAUUAUGUUGUUGUACCUUGUAAUUUCAGGUCAAAUUCAUUAAGAAACAAACAUUUUCAAGUCUGUGGCAAAAGUUAAUUUCCAAAGUUACCCGGUGUUAAAAAACAGUGGUUGAGGAUGGUUUUUCUCAUUCAGAAAAAUCUCAAUGUCAGCCCAGAGCCCAAAAAAUAAAAAUAAAUCUUUAGCACUGCUAAGCCAUUGAACGCCUGUGUGGCAAAUCAAAUCAGGAUAUUCAGCUUCUGUUUCUCACAAAAAAUUCAUGGAACUGACGAUGGUUAAGUCAAGUCCACAAGAGCAAAUGAAGUUCACUGUUGACCAGUUCAGUAACACCGAUAUUUCCUGCGAAAUACCUGCUGAUGAAUAAUCAAGUGAAUAACUUGAUUAUUACAACUUACAUUUUCACAGGCUUUAAAAUUUGACCAAAUAAACUUUUUUUCUGCUCCAUGCAUUUUUCCCAGCAUCAGUUGCAUCACAUCUUAGUAGAUUCCAGUUCAGGUUGUACUGUUUAUCAACUUUUUUGAAAAUAUUCCCACUUGUACUUCCAUACAAAUUCUUCAGUCACUUCAAAUCCAGCAACGAUUUCUCAAAAAAUAAAGCUAGGCAGUACUGACUAGUAAAAGGCAUAGAAUUAACAGUGUCAUUUGAUGUUGUGUCCAAAAUCCUCAUUCUUCAAACUACUGUUCUCAUCAAUGGGCUGAUGUCUUAAUUUUCUCUGGACACAUUUCUUUGGGUUGGUUACUAUCUUCAAGCAUGAUAUAAUUCAGCAUUAGUAAAUGGUUUUCUUUGCUUGGCUAACAAAUAGGCUACUUGUAAACAUUUUGGUUGCAGCCUCAUUUUUAUUAUUUUUGUGAAAUUUUGCUGUGAUGUUUCAUUUAAAUUUUCUAAUUCUUCUGACUGUUGCUUUCCCACGAGUUGGGAAUAUUGUGAUGUUCGUCUGAUACUGUCAGUCUAUUCUUUUACCAGUUACGGUGUCCCUGCAUUAUAAACACAAUGUACCACCAUAUAAUAAAAUAGUCCAUAUUCCAGUGUGCCUUGGAAGCAUAACAUUCAAAGAUACUUUUCUUUUUCUGAGAUACAGGCCAUAAACUGGUAGCAGAAAAAGUAAUAAAUCUAGCAAUACACAGGGCAUUCCAAAUGCUUUCAGGUUAUAUCUGCAUCACCGUGAUUCUGUAGCUUGCCAAGCGGCAAUGUGAAACAAGACACACAUACACAGGUUCUGUAGCAGCUACUCAACUUUCCCAUUAUAGCAACAAAGUAUGCAUAGAUAAUAUGUAAAUGAUUGUGGCUGCAUUCCAAUAAAAACUUACAGAUACUAAAAUUUGAAUUUCAUGUAAUUUUCAGAUGUCAGGAAAUAGUCUUUUGAUGAUUAUUUUUCCCAACCAUUUAAAACUGAAAGCCAUUUUCAGUUCAUGGGCCACACAAAAACAGGCAUCAAGCUGAUUCUGGCUACGGGCCAUAGUUUGACAACCCUUGCUCUAGUAGAUUUAACAGAAUAUAUGAGUCUGUAAUUAAUGGCUCAGGAACACUAAAAAAAUUAUCAGCCAAGUAUCUUACAUCUAGAACCUAGACUUUACAAACAUUCAGACUGUCUGGAACAAAAUAAAAAAGUAAAACUUAGACCCAGUAAAAGUCAAAAUAUUCCUCUAAGAAAGUUACACUAUACGGGUGCUCAACCUACAAUGAGUUUACAUCUGAAAAAAUACUAAGAUGCAUUUAAUGCAGGCAACAGCAUACAGUCCCCCAAUUUACGAUGUUCAACUUAGAGAUUUUGACUUUGCAAUGGUGCGAAAGCAAUACACAUUCGGUAGAAACUGUAACCCCAUUGUCGGUCCUAAGGCGCUCCUAAACUUUUGAUGGGGUUACCUCUCAAUACACCCACUGUAAAGUUGAAAAAUCAUUAAGUCAAAAGAUAGUAAGUUAGGGAUUAUCUAUACUUUUUAGGGACAGAAGCCAGAACUGAUACAAGUUGUGAGAUUGAGCAACUAUGUGGCUAAUAAAAAGGCAAUCUUUAUCAUUCCUAUUUCAAAUCCAGCAUUGAUUUCUCAAAGAAUAGCUGAGCUAUUCGUUGAACAGAAUUUAAAUAUUAGUUUUCUCAACUAACAAAUCACAAGCAAAAAGAAGCUUCACUUCCUUUUUUACGAAGACAAAAGAAAAGCCAGUUAGAAACUUACUACACUGUGUUAGAUUUUUUAAAAAGCCACAGUUAUACCAAAUGUAUUUACUUUGUGAAGUACAUCCUUCGGAAUAAAUGCAUUCCUGGAAAGGAGAAACAGAAGUCAGUCCUUAGUUAGCUAGUUGAGGUACUCAUAAAGAACAAGAAUAAGCCAACACCUGAAAUGCAGAAAACUCAGAUUGAUUUUUCAAUUAAUGGACUAAUAAUCAUCUAGGGUUAAUGAAGGAAGUUACUGAAUUUUGUUGAUUUGCCCAAAUAAAAAUGAACAAUAUCCCCCAAAUGAGUAUUUCCAAAAGAAAAUCACCAGUCAUCAACAUUUAUAAGAAAACAUUUUGAAGCCUUUAUUUACAAAAGCUUUAAAAACAAUAAUACCCUCUGUUUUGCAAAUAAUGUUUUGUUUAAAAAGGACCACCCAGUUACAGCACUGUAAUAUCAUGAAUAAACAAUGUACAAGGGAGACAAACCAAUGUGACUAACAUUUGGAGAUUUGCUAAUAUUACUGAUUGAAGUGUAGGUAACACACAUUAUAACCUGUAGUCCAUCAUUUCAGGGUGGAGUUAAUGAUUACCAAAAAGUCUUCCUACACAUGCUCUGGUCUGGUCACAUAUUCUGCAUGGCUAAAUAUUUCACAGUCUCUUUUGUCAAUAUAUAUAAAAUAGAUUGCAAAGAUAUACACAAAAAAAUAAACAAGCAUUACACUCCUCAGGUAAUUUUAUUAGCUAUAUAUAUAUAUGAGAAUAUAUAUAUAUAUUUUGUUUUGUACCAAAUUUCUCCAUUAUUUACCUUUAUAGCAAUUAUGAAAGCACAAUUUUUGUCCUCUAAUUUAAUCUGGUACAAAAUAUACCUAAAGACUUAUCUUUGGAUUUUAAUAAAAUUGAUUUGUGUAACCAACAAAUCAAGAGCAUCAUAAGUAUGGCUACAAAAUUU
Symphalangus syndactylus (siamang) is the source of this 11116-nucleotide messenger RNA. It is a transcript of the gene ZDHHC2, whose product is annotated as zDHHC palmitoyltransferase 2. The record is from RefSeq and is a predicted model, not a curated record. NCBI's taxonomy places the organism in Eukaryota, Metazoa, Chordata, Mammalia, Primates, Hylobatidae. Gene Ontology annotation, molecular function: palmitoyltransferase activity.